AUGGCGUCACUGCUGCCCUACCUGACGAUCCACAUGAAACAGCUGGGGAUGAGCUACGAGCAGAUCGCCAUCAUCUACGCGGUGCUGCCGUUCACCUCCUUCUUGGGGCCGCCCAUCACAGGUGAGGAGGGUCGGACUUCACGGGUGAGGCGGGUCGUCACGGGUCUCAUAGCGGACAAGUUCGGGAACUACAAGCCGGUGCUGCUGCUGUGCCUGGUGACGAACGCCGUGUUCCACAGCCUGCUCGUGGCCCUGCCGGCGUACAAGAGGGAGGAGGUGGCAAAGAGGGGGAUGGGGUUCGGGUGCGGGGGAGGGGCGUUCGUGGAGGUGAGGGGGGGGAGCGGGUGCAAUGUGAGCGGGUGGAUCGGGGACUGGAGGGUGGAGCGGUGUCGUCGAGGGUGUGCUGGGGAGGAGGGCGUCGAGGAGGCCCUGAAGGUGUGCGACGCGGGUCACUGCCUCGACGUGGGUCCCCAGACGGUCUUCUACGUCAGGGGGGAGGCGGCCGCGGGGGAGGCGGCCGCGGACGGUUUGGGCCUCCUUCUGAGCACGGUGACGGUGCUGUCGAACGGGACGGAGCAUCGAUGGGAGCUGGACGGGGUGAGAUGCCCGGGCGGGUGCCCGGUGGAGUGCGAGGUGACGGGAGAGGCGGAGGAGAGGUGCCCGGGGGAGGGGGAGGAGGCGCUGGUGGUGUGGAUGUACGCGGUGCUCAGGGUGGUGGCGACGCUGGCGAUGUCCUCCGGCUUCAGUCUGCUGGAUGCGACGGCGCUGGCGAUGGUGAAGCUGCACAGGAGCGACUACGGGAAGCAGAGGCUGUGGGCGUUGAUCGCGAUGGCGGUCUUCUCGCCGGUCACGGGGGCCGUCGUCGAUUACGUGUCGGAGGGGUCGUCCGCUUCGGGGGAGAUAGACUACGCCCCCGUGUUCGCCAUCUCGGAUGUGCUCCUCCUGGCGAACGCGCUGCUCCUCUCGCUCCUCGACCUGCGGGUGGAGACCGAGCCGGCGAACAUGUUCGCGAACCUCGGCCGACUCCUCCGCUUCCCCGACGUGGACGUCUUCCUCGUCAUGAUCUUCGUCCUCGGGGCCUGCUGGGGCUACAUCGAGGCCUACCUGUUCAUCUACCUGCAGGCCAUCGAGGCCCCCGUCUACCUGCUCGGCCUGACUCUGACCGUGUCGUGCGUCGCGGGCGUGCCGUUCCUCUGGGGCGCGGAGCGGAUCACCGAGAGGGUCGGCCGGGUCAACAUCAUCAUCGCGGCCUUCUUCGUGUACCUGGCCAGGUGCUAUGGGUACUCGUACAUCACGAACCCCUGGCUGGCCCUGCCGCUGGAGGCGCUGGAGGUGUUCACCUACCACCUGAUGUGGGUGGCGGCGGCGACCUACGCCACCGUGAUCGCUCCCAAGGGCCUGCUCGCCACCGUCACCGGGGUCAUGGGGGCCAUGCACUUCUCCUUCGGAAAGGGAGCCGGGACAUUCGUCGGAGGGUACCUGAUCUCCGCGUUCGGGAUCCAGGGCAGCUUCCGGAUCUGGGGGACCACGACGGGGGCAUGCGGGGCGGUCUACCUCCUCCUCGAGUACACCCUCUUGAAGAGGCUCCGCGCGGAGCGGAAGAGGAGGGAGGCGGUGGAGGCCGGCAGGGACCCCAAGGACGUCGAGAUGGAGAUUCCCAAGACCGACAGUGUGCUGGCGAUCGAGAACAGGGCGUUGGAGUUGGUCGACGAGAACAUCGCCAUAAAGUGAUUUUUUUUUUCUUUUUCUGAUCAUCCGGGGAGAGGACCAGCCGAUUUCGCAGAGAACGGGGUCAAGUCACGAAAUCCCAGAAAGCCCUAUUUUUUUCUUUUUAUCCCCGACGGUGCUACUGUGAUAGGGCUCUACUCCCCCAUUUGGACACUUGCUUCGCCGAUUACAGCUCUAUUUGUGGUCCCCAUGGGACGUUACGAUGAUUCGCUUUCGACUGCAUUUUAUGUUCGACCGAUGCUUUGUUUCACAAGUGACUGUCUCUCAGAAUAAUCG
Molecule: messenger RNA, 2004 nt
Organism: Darwinula stevensoni
Lineage: Eukaryota; Metazoa; Arthropoda; Ostracoda; Podocopida; Darwinulidae
Source: the annotation of a GenBank genome assembly